AUGCGCGCGGCCGCGGGCCCCGCGGUGGACGCGGGCGGAGGCAGCGCCGCGGGGACGCCGAGCGAGGGCCCGGCGGCCGACUGGGACGCGGCCGUGGCCGCCGGCGUGGGCGGGGAUGUGGGCGCGCGGCGCGCGCUGAGCGACGUGAUCGACGAUCUGGGCCUCGGGCUGUGCCAGGCUCGGGUGGUCUUCUUCGCCGGCUUCAUCUACGUCCUCGCUGGGGUGAACCUGUUCUUCAUAACCACUUUCUCGGUGCCGAUCGCCGUGGAGCUCGGCCUCGUUCCCUGCCAGAAGGCGGCGCUGGGCUCGGCCGCGUUCGCGGGGAUGUUCGUCGGCAACAUCGCCUGCCUCAAGAACGACAGCGUCGGCCGGCGGAGGCCCCUGCUGCUCUCCAUGCUGGGCGUGCUGCUCUUUGCUGGCGCGUCCUCGGUCGUGCACAACUUCUGGUCGUUGCUUGCUCUGUGGAUUCUCAUGGGCGCCUCUCUAGGCCUCGGCGUGCCAACGUACAACGCCCUCUGCAUGGAGACGACGCCGUCCGAUUGGAGGUACCAUGCCAACGCUGUCUCCAUGACACUGUUCUCCGUCGCGACCGUGUGGGGCGCUUCUAUAUCUUACGUGUUCGCGUCCGAUGCGGUCAGCUCCAGGCAGCACUGGGCCACGAUCGUUCAGUGUUCCAGCGUCCUGAACUCGCUCUUCGUGGUGCUCGCUGUGGUGCCAGGCUUCGUCGAAUCUCCCACCUUCUUGAUGAGGCAGAGGAGGCUUGCGGAAGCGCGCGAGCAGCUCGAGGCGAUGCGUCUUCAGAACGGGAGGCCCGACGUCAGUCUGAAUUUUUCGGUGGAUGGCAGCAGGCCCCGAGCUCCUAAUGUGUUGGAUUCCUUCGCGACCGUGUUCAGCCGAGCCUAUCGGCCCGUGACGCUUGUCCUCGGCUUCACCACGUGCUUGCUGAAUUUCAUUUCCUACGGGCAGUACUACGCGCUGCCGCAGGUGCUGGGCUCUGUGGACCUGGGGGUGUCGCCCUCGCAGAGCAUGCUGGUGUCCACGCUGUCCGAUACGGCCGGAUACGGUCUUGGCUGCGUGCUCGCGCCCCGCAUGGGUAGGAAGAUGCUGGCCCUCACGUAUCUCGUGGGCACCGGGGUGUCCAUGGCCGUGUUCGUCUGUGGCCUGGAGGUGUUGCUGCUUACCGCCGCAGCCCAGGGCGCUGCGGACGGCCCGCCGAGGCAGCGCACGGCGCUGGCGCUGGUGGAGCUGGGCUUCAACAGCGGGCGGCUGUUCAUUUCCGUGGGCUGGUCCUUUGCCUACACGUACGUCGGGGAGGCGUUCCCCACGCGCGCGCGGGCCGGCGGCUCGGGGGUCUGCAUUGCUUGCGGCCGCAUCGGCAGCUUCUCGGCCCCGUGGGUCUUCGAGGCCCUCCUCGCCCGGACGGGCACCGGCCUGUGGUACUUCGUCGCCGCGGGCGUGUUCUGUGUGGUGAACGCCGUGCUCGUCCAGCUGGUGCUGCCGGAGACCAAGGGCGUUCGUAUAGAUGACGAGGCGGACGAGGAUGCGUCGACCGCCUCGCUGCUCUCGGAGGACGGGAGCGAGCAGAGUUGA
Messenger RNA from Prorocentrum cordatum, 1590 nucleotides. The record is from the annotation of a GenBank genome assembly. Lineage: Eukaryota; Dinophyceae; Prorocentrales; Prorocentraceae.